AGAGUAACUUCCCUUACAAACAUGGCCGCGCCCAUGAAAAAUGUGGAUCUUGGUUUUGUCGCAGAUGAUUUUGAUCCAAGACUUUUGACAAGUCGUUUCUUUCCAAGUAAAGUUGGUGGUAAACCUGCGUGGCUGUCACUGUCUGAACUACCGCCAGUAUUGUCUUGCCCGACAUGCGGCGCACCAUGUGUGUUUUUACUUCAAGUUUAUUCACCCAGAGAAGAACAAACUAACGCUUUUCAUCGAACAAUAUUCAUUUUUCUGUGCAGAAAUCCAAGCUGCUGUAAAGAGAACCAUAAUGGUAAUUUUAUUGUAUUGCGGUCCCAGCUUGCCAGGGAAAAUGAUUUCUUUAGCCCGAUACCACCAGACGAAGACAACCCGGAUGUGGUGCCCGGGGGGUUGGGGAAUGUGGGCGUGGCACUGUGUGUCGUGUGUGGAUUAGCAGCACCCAAGCGAUGUGGGAAAUGUCAUAAGGUGUCCUACUGUAGCAAGCAGCAUCAAGCUCUGCACUGGAAGGCCACACAUAAGAAAAGGUGCUGUCAGGAACCAGAUGAUGAAGUGGAAAUCCCCAACCUGUUGUUUCCACAAGCAGAGUUGGUAAUGGAGGAAGAGAUUCAGCAGAAGGAUGCCCAGGCAAGAGAAAAGUCGGAGGCAGAAAAGUUGCGAGAAUAUCAAGACCUCCUGAAGACCAACAAGGAAAUUGGAGCAUCUGGCCUUGAUAAAGAUGAGCUAGAGAAGUCAGCUGUGUCUGAGACAGAAGAUGAUAAACAGUUUGCCAAAUUCAAGGCCAGAAUUGCUACAAAUCCAGAUCAGGUGUUGCGGUAUGAUCAGGAUGGGACACCUCUGUGGAUCUCUACCAGCCAUAAGCCUCAGCCGAGUGACAUACCUCCCUGCUCAUGUGGGGCACCGAGACAGUUCGAGUUCCAGAUCUUACCACAGUUGUUGGCAUACCUGAAGGUUGACAGUGUUGGGGACAGCAUAGACUGGGGUACAUUGUGCAUCUACACCUGUUCUAAAAGCUGUGAUAUUGGCAACAAGUACCAGCCAGAGUUUCUAUGGAAACAGGACAUUACAGGGGGUAAUCCUGGGACGUGAUCUUCCAGACAAGACUUGUCAUCAGUUGAUGCAAGGACGAAUAAACAUACAAUU
This is a messenger RNA of Haliotis rubra (blacklip abalone), 1149 nucleotides long. Its product is annotated as programmed cell death protein 2-like. The record is from RefSeq and is a predicted model, not a curated record. The transcript is spliced from 4 exons. Lineage: Eukaryota; Metazoa; Mollusca; Gastropoda; Lepetellida; Haliotidae. Bases 22 to 1095 code for a protein of 357 amino acids. Gene Ontology annotation, cellular component: nucleus; cytoplasm.